This is a messenger RNA of Leptopilina boulardi, 1892 nucleotides long. RefSeq lists its product as uncharacterized. The record is from RefSeq and is a predicted model, not a curated record. The coding region runs from base 219 to 1835 and encodes 538 amino acids. Lineage: Eukaryota; Metazoa; Arthropoda; Insecta; Hymenoptera; Figitidae. Gene Ontology annotation, molecular function: long-chain fatty acid-CoA ligase activity. Gene Ontology annotation, biological process: long-chain fatty acid metabolic process; fatty-acyl-CoA biosynthetic process. The transcript has 5 exons.
GUUUCUAUUCUCGCACGUCUAAAAAUUAUUUCAUUUUAUCACAGAGAAUACCAUUUUUUAAAGUGAUUAUUGUGUUUCUAAUUGUUUUUUUGUAUUAUAAUUUCUUUAACUUUGUGAAAUUUAUCAGUUUCAACGUUUUGUUAUAAAUCUCUGCAAAUUAAAAUUAGAUUAAAAAUAUUUUUUCAAUCAGUUUCUUUCUAUUCAUUUUUGUUUUGAAUAUGUCAAAGGAAAAAUUUAUUUUGAGUGGACCAGUUUUAAAAAAGAAAUGGAAUUACGAAUCAGUAGGUGAAUAUUUUUUUCAAAAAUUUACUGAAAAUGGAGAAAGCACCGCACUGGUAGAUGUUGAGACAGGAGAAGAAUUAUCACACAGAAAACUAUUUGAAAAAAGUCUUAAAUUAUCAAUGAUUCUCGAGAAAAUGGAAUUAAAUGUAAAUGAUAAAAUUGGCAUUUGCAGUGAGAAUAAUAUAAAUGUUGCAAUUACAAUUUUUGCUAGCAUUUUUAAAGGCACUACUAUUUGUCCAUAUAAUCCUCUUUACACUGAACAAGAAUUAAUUCACGUUUUAAAUAUUUCCAUGCCUAAAUUUAUUUUUAUCUCAAAAUCUGUUUGUGGGAAAAUGGAGAAAUUAGUGAAAAAAUUAUCAUGGACAGUGAAACUAAUUCUACUUAAUGAAGAUGAUAAUUCAAAAAUUCCAAAUCUUUCAAAUUUAAUUGCAAACAUUUCAAAUGAUGAAUUAUCGAAAUUUCAAUUGCCAAAAAUUGAGAAAAAUGAACACAUUUCAAUAAUUGCCUCUUCUAGUGGUACAACUGGACUCUCAAAGGGUGUUAUGUUGAUGGAUAAAAAUAUUUUAUUAAUGAUUCAAACUCAAACUGAAUGUUUAGAGCCUGUAAUGAAAAAUAAAAUGAUUGUAUCAGGCUUUAUGCCGUUAUUUCAUAUUUAUGCUCUAGACAUUCUUUUAUUUACAGUUGCGUGCAAUUCAAAAAUGAUUAUUUUUCCAAAAUUUGAAGAACGUUCCUUUCUACAGGCAGUUGAAAAAUAUAAAAUUCAAAUUGUCUGCUUAGUUCCAACGAUACUCAUCAUUUUCUCAACAAGUUCAAUAAUUCAUGAAUAUGAUUUGUCCUCCGUUAAACGAAUAGUAACUGCAGCGGCGCCACUGCCUCCUAAAAUAGGAGAAACAGCAAAGAAACAUUUUCCGAAUUCGGAGCUUUAUAUUUGCUAUGGAAUGACGGAAACUUGUUUUGCAACGACAUUUGCAUUAGCAGAAAACGAUUUAAAAAGCGUUGGUGUCCUACAACCGGGCUAUCAGGCCAAAGUUAUUGCACUAACUGACGAUUCAAAAGAACCUCUUGGACCAAAUUGUGAAGGGGAAUUGUGUUUUAAAGGAGAAAAUAUCAUGAAAGGAUAUUAUGGCGAUGAAAAAGCAACGCGAGCAUCAAUUGAUGAAGAAGGUUUUCUUCACACCGGUGACGUUGGAUAUUAUAAUGAAAAAGGGUAUUUUUACAUUGUCGAUAGAGUGAAGGAACUUAUCAAAUACAAGGGAUUUCAAGUUCCUCCCGCGGAGCUCGAAGCUAUUUUAUUCACACAUCCGGCAAUACAGGAUGCAGCAGUCGUUGGUUUACCCGAUGAAUUUGGUGAAGAAUUGCCACUUGCUUUUGUUGUUAAAAAGCCCGAUGUCAAUGUUUCUUCCAUCGAAAUCAUUCAAUACGUUAAUGAAGCUGUCUCACCUCAAAAAAAAUUAAGAGGAGGAGUUAGAUUUAUCGAAGCAAUUCCAAGAAGUUCUGCUGGAAAAAUUCUACGCAAAGAUUUGCGUAAUAUAUUAGUUUCAAUAAAAGAUUAAUAAGUAAACGAUUAUACGUAAGAAUUAUGAAUAAAUAAACAAACUAAUAAAUAACAA